This is a messenger RNA of Cuscuta campestris, 2795 nucleotides long. The record is from the annotation of a GenBank genome assembly. Lineage: Eukaryota; Viridiplantae; Streptophyta; Magnoliopsida; Solanales; Convolvulaceae.
CGAAAAAAGCAUUUUUAAUUUUUUACUCUUCUACUCCGGCCUCCGUACUCCGUGGCAACUAAAAAGGGCGCCAAAUCGUGAGGCUGAGACGACGGCAUACGGCAGCUCCACCAGCAUGCCAUCCUCAAUCUCUCUCUCGUCCUUUCCCCUCCACCGCACCGGUCCACCCUAUCACCGCCGUUCCAUCCCCCUCCGCCCCAACUUCCCGCGCACUGCCCACUAUCCAAUCGUAAAAAAUUCAUUGGAAAAACCACCGCACGGCUCAUGGGUGAGUCCGGACUGGCUAACGAAUCUGACCAGAUCCCUAGCGGCAGGACGGACCGACGAUUCGAAUAUUCCGGUCGCGAAGGCGAAGCUGGAGGACGUCUCCGACCUACUGGGCGGGGCUCUCUUCCUCCCACUGUUGAAAUGGAUGAAUGAGUACGGACACAUCUACCGCCUUGCGGGUGGGCCUAAAAACUUUGUGGUGGUCAGUGAUCCAUCUAUCGCUAAGCACGUACUGAGAAAUUACGGGAAGUAUGCAAAGGGGCUUGUUUCCGAGGUGUCUGAGUUCUUGUUCGGGUCCGGCUUUGCCAUUGCUCAAGGCCCCCUUUGGACGGUAAGACGAAGGGCUGUGGUUCCCUCUCUCCAUAAGAAGUACUUGUCAGUAAUUGUUGAGAGGGUCUUUUGCAGAUGUGCUGAGAGAUUGGUGGAGAAACUUAUGCCUUAUGCUCUCAGUGGUUCUGCUGUAAACAUGGAGGAGAAAUUUUCUCAAUUAACACUUGAUGUAAUCGGGCUAUCUAUUUUCAAUUACAGCUUUGAUUCUCUUGACACCAAUAGUCCAGUGAUUGGUGCGGUUUACACUGCUUUGAAAGAAGCAGAAAUGCGGUCAACCGAUCUCUUGCCCUAUUGGAAGGAAAGUUAUUUUAGUGGCUAUUUAUUUUUUUAUUGAUGAUUUGAUGAUAAUUUAUCUAAGUGCCAGUUUGGAUGGAGGAUUUGGGAGCGUUUUGGAGGGGUAGGUCUUUGAAGGUUAAAUCAACGUAUAAGAAACUGAAAGAAUUACAUAUAGGGAUUCAUAUAACAUUUUAAUCAUCAUUUGUUCGUUUUUAGAAACACUCUAUUUAUCAAAAUUUGGACUAAUCCUUUCAAAGAAUUUCCUGUAAAAAACCUCCAAAACCCACCAUCCAAAUGGACCCUUAUGGUUAGUUUCAAUGGAAGAUUAUGAUUUUGAAGGAUUUCGGAGGGAAGAGUUUUUGAAGGCUUAAUGUAUAUCUUGUUGUAUAUUUGAGGUUUUAUAAAAUUGAAAGAAUAAUAUAAUAAUAUAAUAGGCGAUCAUAUAACAUUUUUAUUGCCAUUUAUCCGUACCCAGUAACACUAUAUAUUUUGAUAUAGACUCGCUUUCCUCACUAAAACCUGCCAUCCAAACUGACCAUUAUUGAUUAUGAUUUAUAAUCACCUGAUCAAUUGCAGAUUAAAGCUUUGUGUAAAGUAGUUCCACGACAAGUGAAGGCUGAGAAAGCAGUUAUGUUAAUUAGACAAACAGUUGAAGAACUCAUUGCAAAGUGCAAAGAGAUGGUGGAAACCGAGGGCGAGAAUAUAACUGAAGAUGAGUAUGUGAAUACUACUGAUCCAAGCAUCCUUAGAUUUUUACUUGCAAGCAGGGAAGAGGUUUCAAGCGUACAGCUUCGUGAUGACCUCUUAUCUAUGCUUGUUGCUGGACAUGAAACCACUGGUUCUGUAUUGACUUGGACAUUAUAUCUUCUGAGUAAGGAUCCUUCCUCUUUGAGAAAAGCACGAGAAGAAGUGGACCAAGUUUUAGGGGGAAUAAACCCAACAUAUGAAGACAUAAAGAAUCUCAAGUUCUUGACACGGUGCAUAAUGGAGUCUCUUCGGCUAUAUCCACAUCCUCCUGUACUUCUACGAAGAGCUCAAGUAGCUGAUAUUUUGCCUGGGAAUUAUAAAAUAGAUGCGGGUCAAGAUAUAAUGAUCUCGGUGUAUAAUAUUCACCAUUCUACAAAGGUAUGGGAAAGAGCAGAAGAUUUUCUGCCAGAAAGGUUUGGCUUGGAAGAUCCAAUUCCUAAUGAGACAAAUACUGACUUUAGAUUCAUCCCUUUCAGCGGAGGGCCACGUAAAUGUGUUGGUGAUCAAUUUGCAUUACUAGAGGCCACUGUUUCUCUGGCAAUAUUUUUGCAGAACAUGAACUUCGAGUUGAUUCCAAAUCAAAAUAUUAACAUGACUACAGGAGCAACCAUUCAUACCACAAAUGGUUUAUUCAUGAAAGUAAGUCAAAGACAGAAACAAGCGGCAUUAGCGUGAGACUCCCUCAGAAUCAACAAUACUGCGUAUAUAGAGAUGCAUCUACUUUUGAGCUGAAGCACUUAUAAUGGGAGGAAAAUAUUCUUCAUUGUGAAAUGUUGUGCAAUCCAUGGAGUCAAAAUAUUGUUGCAAAAGUACUGAACAACUGAGUAGGUUUGCUGACGUGGCGGUGGAGAGCUUAUGUGGCCGUCGGGAAGACGACUACCAUACGCCGAGACCUAAGUAUGAAGUAUGAACAACUGAGCAAAAAUGCCAAGACCUACUCACUUCGUCUCGGAAUAUUUGUUUUACUUCGAAUAACGUGUAUCUUUUAACAUUUAUAUCACACUUGUAUAAUCUGUGCUAAUCAUUUUAAAAAUGUAGAUGUCGUGGUAUGGUGUUAGAAAUUAUGCUAACAUGAUUUUCUAUUUCUAGAUAUCAUAAACAUUUCAUUCUUUCCCUUUUUACAAAUGUGUAUGUAGUCCAAAAACUUUGGUCCUUACUAAAAGAAUUAAUGUAGA